Molecule: messenger RNA, 1191 nt
Organism: Ramularia collo-cygni
Lineage: Eukaryota; Fungi; Ascomycota; Dothideomycetes; Mycosphaerellales; Mycosphaerellaceae
Product: probable Pre-mRNA-splicing factor slt11
Exons: 1
Coding region: 1-1191 (396 amino acids)
Cellular component (GO): Prp19 complex; U2-type catalytic step 2 spliceosome; U2-type catalytic step 1 spliceosome
Molecular function (GO): U6 snRNA binding; pre-mRNA binding
Source: RefSeq, a predicted model, not a curated record
AUGCCGCCACAGAUCAAGCAAGAUCUCAACAGAUCCGGAUGGGAGACCACCGAUCUGCCCUCCGUUUGUGAACGGUGUCUGUCGGAUAAUCCAUACGUCCAGAUGCUGAAGGAAGACUAUGGCGCAGAGUGCAAAUUAUGCACACGGCCUUUCACAGUCUUUCGCUGGAAAGCAGACCGCACAGCCCGCCAGAAGCGCACAGGAAUAUGUCUGACAUGUGCGCGUCUGAAGAAUUGCUGCCAGUGCUGCAUGCUGGACUUGAGCUUCGGUCUCCCCAUCACGAUUCGUGAUGCCGCGCUGAAGAUGGUCGCGCCCGGUCCGCAGAGCGAGGUGAACAGGGAGUACUUUGCACAAAACAACGAGAGAGAGAUUGAGGAGGGAAGAGGACUAGAGGGAUACGAGCAGACGGACGAGAAGGCUCGGGAAUUACUACGACGACUGGCAAGCUCCGAGCCGUACUACAAGAAGCAGAGACGGCUCGAAGCAGAAAAUGCAGCAGAGGGUGGCCAGAAGCUCUUGGAAGGUGCUAGUGGGGAGGACGGUGGGCACAAGCCUGGUCCAAUCCGCACGGCAGAUUCGAAGCAGAAAUCGCAAUACGGAUCUGCGUACGGUGCAUCAUCGUCCAGGGGAGGCGCAGCCGCGGGUAGCAGCAGUAGAGGUGGGCGUGGUGGAGGAAGAAGUGGCAAAGGAUUCCCAUCAGCAGCAGCAGUGCCUAUCCAACCCAAGGACAUUCUUCCGCCAGCCGACCAAAACAUCACAUCACUUUUCGUAACGGGCGUCGAGGACGACCUUCCCGAACACGAGCUGCGAGUGCACUUCGCGCAGUACGGCGCAUUACGAUCGGUUGUCUGUAGCCACCGCUCUCAUUGUGCUUUCAUGAACUACAUGGAUCGUGCUGGUGCAGAAGCUGCGGCGGCGGCAUGCCAAGGACGAGCGGUGGUCAAAGGGGUCCCGCUUCGCGUGCAAUGGGGCAAGCCGCGCACGCUCGACUCACUGGAUCCAGAAGCGCGGAGAGCCAACGCGCAAGCUGGGCGAGGCACCCAGCAGGCAGCGAAGAGACAGGUCGGAGCAUCUGGUCAGAAGGCCAUCGCUGGAAGUGCUCCCGCGGCGGAGGACUUUGACUCCCUCGCAGCUGUUGCCCCACCACCCGGACAAGGAGAUGUAGAAUACGCUGCCAUGGCUGGGGAGUGA